CCUCUUGGCUUUCAGAACGCAAAAGCAGCUGGACUUGGAGAGAAUUAGGGUUAGGGCUUUUCUUGAAUCUUGAGAGCAAUCGGAACCCGAUGAUCUACGACGUCAACUCCCCUCUUUUCAGGUCCUUCCUCAGCCAGAAGGGUGGCUCCUCCGAUAAGAGGAAGAUGGAAGAGCAGAAGCCAAAGGAACACAGGCCCAAGGCCAAUGAGAACAAGCCCGUUAUGAAUGAGUGACAGCAGCCUGGCAUAGUAACUAUGGAACGCUUUAGGGGUUUAGGUUUCAUGAGUUGUACCUUUGUUAAGACAAUAUUGUUGUUAUAUGACUUGGCGUUUACACAUCUUUUUUAGCAGUUGACCCUAAAAUAGAUAUCGGAAGAAUCAAAUCUGUUGGGUAAUGUAGAUGCCGUUGGAAUGACCAGGAAAUUGUUUUCUUGGCAGUCUUAUGCAUUUUCAUGCAAAACAGGUCAGACAUGAUGUACUCAUGCUUUUGAAUAUGUAUUUGGGAUUUAAUAUUAUGCUGAGUUUUGGUA
Rosa rugosa (rugosa rose) is the source of this 529-nucleotide messenger RNA. Its product is annotated as wound-induced basic protein. Bases 90 to 233 code for a protein of 47 amino acids. The record is from RefSeq and is a predicted model, not a curated record. The transcript is spliced from 2 exons. NCBI's taxonomy places the organism in Eukaryota, Viridiplantae, Streptophyta, Magnoliopsida, Rosales, Rosaceae.